Messenger RNA from Sporothrix brasiliensis 5110, 1686 nucleotides. Its product is annotated as MFS transporter, ACS family, pantothenate transporter. Gene Ontology annotation, biological process: transmembrane transport. Lineage: Eukaryota; Fungi; Ascomycota; Sordariomycetes; Ophiostomatales; Ophiostomataceae. Gene Ontology annotation, cellular component: membrane. Gene Ontology annotation, molecular function: transmembrane transporter activity. The record is from RefSeq and is a predicted model, not a curated record. The coding region runs from base 1 to 1686 and encodes 561 amino acids. The transcript is spliced from 2 exons.
AUGGCCAACGACGAAAAGACGGCCGUCGGCCAGACCACGCCAGUGUCGACGACUGCCGACGACAGCACCGCGCCCACUGCCGACCACGCGGGCCAUCUGCACUCUGCGUCGCCCUCCGACGACGAUGUCGACAAGGACGGCCUGACGGCGGCCAACCGCGCCGUGGCCGAGCGGCUCGUGGCCCAGACGCCCAAGCAGACGUGGCGGUCCAACUUCUGGGACACGCUCGACAAGAGCCCCGAGGAGCGCAAGUUCCUGUUCAAGCUGGACGCGGUCGUGCUGACGUUUGCGUCGCUCGGCUACUUUCUCAAGUACCUCGACCAGGUCAACGUCAACAACGCCUUUGUGUCGGGCAUGCGCGAGGACCUGGGCCUCUUUGGCAACCAGCUCAACUACAUGACCACCUGCUGGACCGUCGGCUAUGUCAUUGGCGAAAUUCCUAGCAACCUCAUUCUCACGCGCGUCCGCCCGUCCAUCUGGAUCCCCGCCUGCGAGGUCUUGUGGUCGGUCCUGACCAUCGUGACGAGCAAGUGCAACAACGUCACGCAGCUGUACGUCCUGCGCUUCUUCGUCGGCCUCGCCGAGAGCACCUUCUACCCCGGCAUGCAGUACGUCAUCGGCUCCUGGUACCGCCGCGAGGAGCUCGCCAAGCGGUCCUGCAUCUUCCACGCCGCCGGCGCCAUCGGCACCAUGUUUUCGGGCUACCUCAUGGCCGCCGUCUACCACCUCGACGGCACCAGCGGGUACCGCGGCUGGCAGUGGCUGUUCAUCAUCGACACCAUCAUCUCGCUGCCCAUUGCGAUUGCCGGCUUCUUCAUGCUGCCCGACGUGCCCGAGAUCACGCGUGCCUGGUACUUUUCGCCCGACGAGAUUGCCAUUGCCAAGCGCCGCAUGCAGCUCGAGGGCCGCGCCAACCGCGCGCCCUACACGCGCCAGAAGCUCGCGCGCAUCUUCCGCAGCUGGCACCUGUACCUGCUGGUCCUCCUGUACAUCCUGUUCAACAACGGCGCCGGCUUCGGCGGCCAGCCCGCGUUUGCCCUCUGGCUCAAGUCCCAGGGCUACUCCGUCACCCAGUACAACGUCUACCCGACGUUUGCGUCCGUCGUCCAGGUCGUCUCCACCUUUGUGUACGCCUGGACCUCCGACACCGUCUUCAAGGGCGCCCGCUGGCCGCCCAUUGUCUUUGCCGGCGCCGCCAACUUUGUGGUCUACGUCAGCUUUUCCGUCUGGACCAUCCCCGCGAGCUGGAAGUGGGCCUGCUUCCUGCUGGCGUAUCUCGGCGGCGGCAUCUCGGGGCUCACCUUUGCCUGGGCCCACGAGAUCUGCAAGGACGACAACGAGGAGCGCGCCCUCGUCACCGGCGCCAUGAACGAGAUGGCCUACGUCGUCCAGGCCUGGCUGCCGCUCAUCAUCUGGCAGACCGUCGACGCGCCCAACUACCACAAGGGCUUUGUCACCGAGAUUUUCAUCAGCGUCGGCCUCAUCUCCGUUGCCUUUAUCAUCCGCUUCCUGCACCGGCGCGAGCUGCAGCAAAAGGCGCGUGUCCAGCCGGACGCGGGCGGUGAUCAAGAAGCGGCCGUAGACAGCGGCAUCGAAGAGCGGAGCGAAGGCGAAGGCGUCGAGUCGGAGGUGGUGGCGGUCGACGGCAAGGCCGUCCCGGUCACGGUGUCCGAGAAGUCGGGUUAG